AAAUGCGGAGUGUCUCCGGGCAGAUUAGCAGCGCGCGGGAGGGAGAGUGGCCGUUGGGAUUCGGAUGGGAGGACGCGAGCAGCGCGCGCUGGUCGCUAGUCCUCGCCGUUGUUGACAACAACAGCAGCGGUGGCGGGAGCUUGAGCUCCAGUGGCGGAACCAUGGACAACUUCCAGAAAGUGGAGAAGAUCGGUGAGGGUACCUAUGGAGUGGUCUACAAAGCAAUGAAUAAAGUCACAGGAGAGAUGGUGGCACUGAAAAAAAUAAGACUGGACGCUGAAAUGGAAGGCGUGCCAAGUACUGCUAUACGGGAGAUAUCUUUGUUAAAAGAAUUAAAUCAUCCAAAUAUUGUGAAACUGUUAGAUGUUAUCCACAGUGAAAAGAAAUUGUACCUAGUGUUUGAGUUUCUGAAUCAAGAUCUGAAGAAGUAUAUGGACUCUGCUCCUCCUACUGGACUCCCUUUGCAAUUAGUUAAGAGUUAUCUGUUCCAGCUUCUACAAGGUGUCGCGUUCUGUCACUCUCACAGAGUCCUUCAUCGAGAUCUAAAACCACAAAAUUUGCUUAUUAAUGACGCUGGUGCAAUCAAAUUAGCAGAUUUUGGAUUGGCAAGGGCUUUUGGAGUUCCUGUGCGCACUUAUACCCAUGAGGUCGUAACCUUGUGGUACAGAGCACCAGAAAUUCUAAUGGGAUGUAAAUUUUACUCGACAGCAGUAGAUGUUUGGAGCAUAGGAUGCAUCUUUGCAGAAAUGGUCACAAGAAAACCUUUGUUUCCUGGAGAUUCCGAGAUUGAUCAACUUUUCAGGAUUUUUCGCACACUUGGUACACCAAAUGAGGCUAUGUGGCUUGGGGUAACACAGUUACCUGAUUACAAAGCAAAUUUCCCUCGGUGGGUCAGACAAGAUUUCAACAAGAUACUACCCAAUCUGGACAUAGAUGGCAAAGACCUACUAAUGCAAAUGCUCCAGUAUGAUCCAAACAAGCGGAUUUCUGCAAAGGUUGCUAUAAGUCAUCGAUAUUUCCGUGAUGUCACUAUUCAACUGCCACAUUUACAGCUGUAAAUAUUUGGUUAUUGGAAGAAAAAGGAACCAUCUCAAUUUUCUUGCUUUUAUCACUUUUACAUGAAAGUAUUACUUUCUUAACUAUCCUAAGUUGCAAAGUUGUAUUUGUAGAGUGUUUUGGCAAGAGCCUAGACAAGUCUGUCAUAAAGUUACUAAAAAUUAGUCAUAAAUGCUUGAGAUGACAUGUAAAUACAUGUAUGAUACUAGGUAGGUAGAUUGAUAGGUUUAAUUUCUGUUAUAGAUUAUUAGACAUUCUAUGCAGUUGAAUCUGUUGUUAGAUUUGAAAUCUCAUGUUUGUAAAAAUAUUUUGCAAUAGUACAAGUGAGAGGUAGAUAUUUCACAAAUAUAAAUCGAUAUGCAAUGCAGAAAUUUACUAUAGAGAAGUAUUUUUCACAAUGAUCUCUUGAGAUUUUACAGCAUGUAAUAACUUAAACUUUCUGAGAUUUUUCUUGUUCCCUCAAUAAAGGUAUUUUUAUGGCAAGCUGAGAAUCAUGGUCAUAGACCACAACUUCACAUUGAAAGAUCUGCUCUCAAUCUCAUUGACGUUCAAAUUUGUUUUGCCUUGGGCAUGAACUUGCAUGUAUCUGUAUAGCUCUUUUUUCUGAUCAAAAUCCCUAUAAACCUCCACUGACAAUGAAACUUUUUUUUGUGUUUUACCUGUCAGUUUGCUUUGCGUGGUAUAUGCCCAGUGUUCCUCUGGCCAAUUCAUUUGUGUUGAUAAUUUUCUGAAAGGUCAUUAAGCAGUUCUAACAUCCCUUUCCUCAAAUUUUGGUAGGUCCUGUACAAACUUAAACAUUUCUUUGUGUGACCUUAUACUAUUACUGGGAUUCUCCCCACUGGAGUCCUCAUUAACACUGACAUCACUUUUCAAACUACACAUUUUAGCCUGUAUUCAAGUUUCUUGCUAUACUUUGCAAUUCUAAUUCUUGUUUUCUAAAUUUCAUUAUUUUUAAUUCAAUCUACCCUUCCUUAACUUUUCAGCCCUUUGAAAUUCCAUCUCCAGCUUUUUCAUUUGUUCAUAAUCUUCAAAAUGUUUAAACUGUAACUUAUUUUAACUAAUUCCAUUGCUUCACUGUCCAAAUCAUCCUGGUCUCCCUUCAUUUAUAGUAAACAAUAGUGCUGUGCUAGCCCUUAAAUAUGUCUGUAGUCUUAGUUUUAGCAGGCAAUUCCACUGCCCAGCUUACUUGACAAUUCGAAUAAUCUGGCUUUUGUAAUUUAAUAAUAAAAUGUUGAAGCUGUCUUAGACAAAUGGAUGGUUAAAUGAGUUGAAACAUCAUCUAAUCCCAUACUGAGCCUUAGGUUAGAAAAAUCCUCAGUUUAAUUUGAACUCUAUGUUGCAUUAAGUGAAUUAAACAGAAAUUGUCAUGGGUACAUGCCAGCUGACCUCACAGAUUAUUAGACUUGGGAAAAUAGAUAUCCACAUGGACUUUUUCCUCCCGUUCCCAAUCUGUUGUUCCAAAGUACAUAUGUGGACACUGGUCAAGUACUGGCUUAAAUUUUGUAUGCUCUUGAAAUGAUCAUAUGAAGUCACAUGUAAAAAUAUUUGAUGAUGUGGCAGAGGACUGUUGGUACCUGCAAAAUUGUAGUUGAAAUGAGUUGCUAUGUUUAGCGAAAAGAUAAUGGAAAAAGAUAAAUGGGAAAAAUUAAAUAACAAGCCUGUGAUCUAGGGUAGGCUUUACAAUGAAACCAAUGUUUAGAAAGUGUAUGAAUGGAGUAGUUGGGAUUGCUUCAUCACAUUUUUGUUAUGGUAUCUGAGAGAUUGCUAUUGAAAUCCUGUGUAACAUCUCAACAUGACAUUGCUUUGUUUUUCUUAAUUCAUAGUUUCCCAUUGUGUAUUUUGUUUUUUAAUUUACAAGUUGAGAAAAUUAUUUGGAAUGGUGUUUUACGUGUUGUUUCCUACAAAACAAUUGCUUUUGAUACAAGAAAAGUUUUAAAAAUGCAAGAUAAUGAUUUCAAAACCUGAUUUAUUAACAAACUGUUAUUCAGGUUAUUAAAUAAUAAAACAAAUUGUAAUAGUUUGUGUUCCAUACUGCACCAUGACAGUAUUGUACAAGAAGGAAAGCCUCUUAA
This is a messenger RNA of Stegostoma tigrinum, 3128 nucleotides long. Its product is annotated as cyclin-dependent kinase 2-like. NCBI's taxonomy places the organism in Eukaryota, Metazoa, Chordata, Chondrichthyes, Orectolobiformes, Stegostomatidae. Gene Ontology annotation, molecular function: cyclin binding; cyclin-dependent protein serine/threonine kinase activity; ATP binding. The transcript has 7 exons. The coding region runs from base 3 to 1058 and encodes 351 amino acids. Gene Ontology annotation, cellular component: cyclin-dependent protein kinase holoenzyme complex; nucleus; cytoplasm. The record is from RefSeq and is a predicted model, not a curated record. Gene Ontology annotation, biological process: G1/S transition of mitotic cell cycle; regulation of gene expression; signal transduction.